Actinia tenebrosa (Australian red waratah sea anemone) is the source of this 2256-nucleotide messenger RNA. RefSeq lists its product as uncharacterized. Lineage: Eukaryota; Metazoa; Cnidaria; Anthozoa; Actiniaria; Actiniidae. The record is from RefSeq and is a predicted model, not a curated record.
UACAAUUCAAGUCCUGAUUCAACUGAACUGUUGUCCUUCGUAUAGCCGACAGUGAGACUGAGGGAAACGAUCAUCAUGUUAUACCUCAUUACCUCAACUCAAGUGGCAUAAAGUACAGAAAAAGGAAAGUUAGGCAGCGACGGUAUUGAACGUGCCCCUCGUAUCGAUUGAGGAGUACUGAUGUCUUGGAUUAUUUAGUGAACUCACGUUCSAUAGAUUUGCUCAAUAUCUUUUAUCCGCUUAAGGUGAUAAAAGAAUGUUGGACGACAUUGUGAAAAGACUAAACAGCUAGCGAAUACUAUGGAACCAAAGAAUCAAGACAUUCUAUCCUGUUAUCAAAAACAACUGGUUGAUGAGCUCGAACCAAACGAUCUAUUCAGGCAUCUUGUUACCGUCGCAUCUUUYCACCAAGAUCAUGAUCUUCAAGCUAUUCUAAGGGUAAACGAACUACCUAGAGAGGUUAAAGUCGAAAGCCUGCUGAACACUUUAAGGAGACAUCGUGACGGUCUUAAGAAUCUUGUUAAAAGUCUUCUUCUUACUGAUAAACAUGAUGUCUUAGCAAGAGAAAUCCUGGGAGACGAGAACUUUGAUGAAUAUGACAUCAGUGAUUUAUUGGAAGAUAUGAGAGAGAGGUUGAGUGAGGUCCAGGUUUUGAAGCUUGAACUACUAAAGGAACGUAAAAAACAUGACAGUACAAAACGAGAACUGGAGGAAGUAAAGAGUAAUCGUAAUUCAGUGGUGUUCAGCGAUCAUGAUAGUUCGUACUGUAGCGGGUUUGACAGCCCUGACACUGAUACAACGACAGGAUAUUUAUUACGAGAGCUUGAAGAAGAGAAAAGGCGACGAGAAGAGGCUGAAUAUGUAAAGAGGUGUCAUGAGCAAGAGUUGAGUUAUCUAUCCACGAAGAAUAAGGAACUUGAGGAAAGCCACAGUUUUCUUUUAAGACAGUUUAAAAGCGUAGAAGAUAUCUAUCAAGUUAGAGACGAAAUAUGGCACGAGAGACGUCCUUGCAAGGCAGCAUCCGUUGCAAACUUGUGUCUUCAUAACAAAAGCCUUAGCAAAGAGGAGAUUUUAACAAAAUGGAAGAGUGACGAUAGUGGUGCAAAAUUAAGAGAAUAUUCAAGUUGUGGCUUUGACAAUCCUGGAGUUCUAGCUCUAGCCGAAAAAGUGUCUGAUCUUGAACUGCAAUUAAUAGAAGAAAGAGAAAAACGUUUAGUUUCAGAAAUCGAAAUUUCAAAGUUGGAGGCCGAUAACACACAACUUCAAUUUGAACUGGAGGAAACACGCGAUAAGUCACGUGAUAGCAUAUCGUUUGAACACGAACUCGUGUGGGGACAAGAUUAUUAUGAUGACGACAUGAAUAUGAAAUCUGAUGAACAUUAUGAAUAUAGAUAUAAUACAUGUACUCUUGGAAGAGGAUUUUCUUGCCCUGUGUUGAAUCAGAGUGAUCUCAACUUACGACACCCUAGCAAACCACGUCAGAAAGAGCUGUGCAUGCGCAGACCUGUCUCGUAUCACGGCUGUACCGACGUAUCUAAUAAUUGGCAGAAUCGUAAUGAGGAACAUUACGAAAUGGACGAAUACGAACAUGAAAUGGAAAAGAACCCGGAUCUUCGUGAUACAGAUUUGAAGUAUAUACUGCGCAGACUCAAACUGAAGACAUGGAAUUUGUACCAUGACAUCGUAAUGGGUAGUGCUGAACUAAAAAUCCUGGGUAACAGAGCUGAAAGAUUAAGGUCGUAUCCUUCAUAUAUUUAAUGAACAUGAAUUUGUACCAUAACAUUGUAAUGGGUCGUAUCCUUUAUAAAUUCACUUAAGAACAAGUAUUAUAUAUAAUUCGUAAUGUCCUAAUCUCUAAUAUUCAUUCUUGCUUUGAUUCUUUCAUCCUCUUUAUGAGCUGUUAUUAUUUUUGUUAUUCACAGUAUCAGAUAUAUUAUACUAACAUUGUAUAGCAUAGCCUAUAAAGAGUAUCUAUCAAUACAACAUGUGCCGUGAUGAUAUGAUGCUAGUUAAAUACUAUCAUUAACACUGACGUAAGUACAUUAGUGUAAAGUAAAUGUAAGCGCAGACACAUUUACUGUCACGUUCAUAUUCGGUCUCGAUUAAAAGUCUUUCACUAGAUAAUAUAUUUUUCAUAUCCGAUUCAGCCUCGGAACUUAUUCUAAGCUACCCUGAAGUCAUCUCAGUGACGAUUUUUGAUUGACUGGAAAAAGUCAAUACUGAAGUUACUCAGUAAAAAACUAGAGUCUUCAAUGA